AUGAUACAAUCCAGUCAAUUUUAUGGAUACACAGUCAUGAGCAGUUUAAUGUCUCAAAUUCGUUCCCUAUUUCGUCCUGUGUCAAAAGUUCGGGGAAGUAAUAAUAACUCCGAGGUAUUUUUAAGGAGAGUAAGGUUGUGUCUUCUUACUGCAGUUGCUGGUUAUGACAAUAAGCACACUAAAUAUUCAACGAGGAUUUCGCCGAAAUGGGUUUACGGGGAUGAUGCUUGCUUCUUAUCAGUAACAGAUUCUUCGUACGUCUUAGGUGUCGCUGAUGGUGUUGGUGGUUGGCGGUCGUACGGAGUCGAUCCUGGUCGUUUCUCUAGAGCAGUUAUGAAGAAUUGUGAGCGUGUUGUAAAUUCCGGUCGUUUUAUUCCCGACAAGCUAGAGGUUUUAAUUGCCCAAUGCUAUGAAGAUGUACUGAAUUCCAAAGAACUUAUUUUGGGUAGCGCAACCCUAUGCAUAGUUUCAUUGCAACGUAAUGAACACAGAGUUUAUGGUGCCAGUCUAGGUGACAGCGGCUAUUUAGUUAUACGUGAAGGACAUGUGAUUCAACGUUCAGUCCACCAAAAGCAUUCAUUCAAUACACCAUUCCAAUUGUCUUGUCCACCUACGCUUCGCUCAAGACGUUUUCAUUGUGAUUUACCUAAUCAAGCUGCUCAAACAUCUGUAGAAGUCAAACCGGGUGACGUAAUUAUCGUAGGCACAGAUGGCUUGUUCGAUAAUUUGACAGAAUCAAUGAUAUUACAAGAGGUAAAAACCAUUGAGUUACUUGCAAACUGUACAAUUGAUAGUUUAAAACAAUGUGCUACACGUCUUGUAGAGCAAGCUCGGAGUGCGGCGUUCGCUCCUGAUUUCGUUUCUCCAUUCGCUAGUGAAGCACGUCGUUACGGUAUAAACAUUGCGGGUGGAGUCCCUGGUGACAUAACCGUCAUUCUAGGAUUAGUUAUCGAGGAGAAACCAUCACCAACUAGUAAUCAUGUAAAAGAAACACGAUCCUCAUUAAAUCAUCAUCAUUUACUUUUUCAACCAAAUCGAAGUUUAUCAUGUUUUGAAUUAAACUAUAAUAAAUUUCAUUCAUUCAUUUCUUCCUCUUCAACAUUGCCAACUUCUUCAGCUAGUACUAAUACUGCUAAGUCUUUUUCUUCAAAAUUAUCUCGAACUUAUUCAUGUACUUAA
Schistosoma guineensis is the source of this 1179-nucleotide messenger RNA. The record is from the annotation of a GenBank genome assembly. Lineage: Eukaryota; Metazoa; Platyhelminthes; Trematoda; Strigeidida; Schistosomatidae.